CCAGAUGUCCAUGGCAAUGCACAUCUCUCAGCCCGAUGCCUCCAUGGGUGGCCUCUGUGUCGCGAUCAACGACUCUCCUCGCGGGACGAGUAACUGAACGCCUUCCGGUCGCCUUACGCUGUCGUCAUGACGGCAAACCACGCUUCCCAAACCUCCGCGCCCGCUCCGCAUCCACACAGGUCUCGCCCACAGCGAUAAAUCUGCGCCCCAACAUCCCCUCCAGGAACCAGGAGCUGCACGAUGCGCUCUCGGCGCUAAGCGGGGCUGCGGAGACUCAUGUAAAUAUCAGCAGGCUGCAAUUGGCGCUGCGGGGGCUGGAGGCGCAGGAUGCCGUCACACGGGUCGCAGUGCUUGGAUUGAACAGCCAAGUGAGCGCGCAGCGCCUUGCGCGACUGCUUCUGGCAGACCCGCUGGGUGCCGAGGAGUGGUGGGAGAAGGAAUUGGACAAGCCUAGUAGCGGGGAUGCGGGGGCCGUGCUAUUGAAGUUUGGAGAGGAUUCCGACGCAUAUCCGCCCUCACCGUUGUACAAGGUCCUUUCCGUACCCUCGAGAACCCUGCGAACGCAUAAUUUGGAGGUGCUAGUGUCAACCCUAAACGUCAAUGUUGCGAACAUCGUCGGAUCUUCGUCAGCAGAAAGCUCCAAGGAGUCGGUGCUGGUUCCGAAGCUGCAGGCCACUGCAACGAGAGGUCUGCCUGUGCCGUACCCGGUGCACAAGACGCUGUUACUAGGUGAAGGCCUUGACAGCGCAGUGGCUUUCGGAAGGUUCUCAUCAGACAGCGCCGAAGAUUUGGAUGAUGUGGUCAAGAUGGCAAUCGAGCUCCCAGCAUCACUCAAAGAGCCCAACCCAGACAUGGAGACUGCCACCUCAGCCAUUAAUGUCGAGCUCGGUACAGAAGCACUCGCUAGCUUCCGCGAAUCGAUACAGAACUCGGUCGCCUACGAACGAGGAUGGUUCAGGAGUGGGCUAGCAGGACUGUCCAAGUGGUUCGCCCAUGAUAUCCAAACCUCAGAUCCCAUCAAGCCUGCGAUGAAGACGCUGAUCUCUUCCAUCGCCGACGACGUGGAAGCAAACAUACUGAAAGAAGAUACUGCACAACUACAAAAGCUUGCUUCUCCGCCUACAGAGAUAUCAGCGUCAAUCAUCGGCCAUCUGGAGACUUGGGCCGAAAAGUCGCAUACGGAACUGCGCGACCAGCUCGACGUAGCCUUCUCUGCACAAAACUGGCACAAACUGUCUUGGUGGAAACUCUUCUGGCGCGUCGACGAUGUGACAAUGCUAACCUCCGAGAUCCUUGAGAGGAGAUGGCUCGUCUCUGCAGAGAAGAACAGCAUCUACCUUGCAGGCCGCAUGAACCAAGCCGAUUACCCAGAGGAUCUGCAAGGUUCAGUCGUCAACACCGUUCCAGAAACCACCACAUGGGAGACAGCGCCCACGAUCGAGAACCCCCGCACAGAUCUGAGCACUGAGGUGCGAAAUCCACAACCUUGGCCUGAGGCUAUAUCCAUGACGCGCACGGAGUUGAUCGACACGACGAUUCCACCUCUACAAGCUCUUGCUCAGCGCCUCGUCCUUGCCACGUUCUCAACAACAUCUAUCUCCUCCGCUCUAUCGGCGCUCCUCUACGCUACGUCGUCGUUCACCCUCUUCGAAGCGAGUGCCGUCGCAGCCGUCGGUCUCACAUUCUCCCUGCGACAUAUGCAGAGAACAUGGGAGGGUGCGCGGGAGUCGUGGCAAGGAACCGUGAGAGAAGAAGGUAGGCUACAGUUGAAGAGCACGGAGGAUCUGGUCAGGACGAUUGUUCGGCACAAGGAGAAUGAGAUGCUGGGUCGUGGGGAAAGCGAGAGUGUGAAGGAUCGGAGGGCGGCGAGGGAGGCUGUGAGCAAAGUUAGGGAGGCGCUGAAGAAAAUGAAUGAUGGUUUGUAAGGAUAGGUUAUGGUAGCU
Dothidotthia symphoricarpi CBS 119687 is the source of this 1943-nucleotide messenger RNA. RefSeq lists its product as uncharacterized. The transcript has 2 exons. The record is from RefSeq and is a predicted model, not a curated record. Bases 36 to 1925 code for a protein of 629 amino acids. NCBI's taxonomy places the organism in Eukaryota, Fungi, Ascomycota, Dothideomycetes, Pleosporales, Dothidotthiaceae.